AUGACCGAUUUAAUUCCUCCAAGACCAAAUGCUGCUGGUUACAAAGCACAAGAUUGGGAUCCAGAGUCAUAUAUAUGGUCAGGUAGAUUAGUUAUCAUAGGCAAGGGAGACAAGUGUACUAUCAAAUUUGAAGAGCCAAAUGGUGAAAUAUUUGCUCAAUGUCCUGUAGAACCAAAUGCCGUCGAACCUGUCAUCGAUAGCAGUCGUUAUUUUGUAAUCAAGAUUAAAAAUGGAGAUCGUCAUGCAUUAGUUGGUAUGGGUUUCACAGAUCGUAGUGAUGCCUUUGAUUUUAAUGCUACUUUACAAGAUCAACAAAAUUAUGUUAAAAAUAAGAAACAAUCAGAAUUGGCAAGACAACAACAUGAUAACCAACCAAAGAUUGAUUAUUCUCUAAAGUCUGGUCAAACCAUUCAUAUCCCAUUCAACAAAGCAUCGCCAACCACCAAUACUCCACCUGCUGGCAAACCAUCAUUUGGACAACCAGCAGCUGGAGCUUCUAGUGGCGGUGGUUUCCUUCUUUCUCCACCACCUCCAAGUGGAACUAAAUCAAGACCACCAGCCCAACAACAACAACAACCACAACAACAACAAUCUAAUAACAACAAUAAUAAUCCAUUUGGCACUAACGAUUUCGGAUCAUCCACUUCUUUCUUUUAA
Cavenderia fasciculata is the source of this 657-nucleotide messenger RNA. RefSeq lists its product as uncharacterized. Gene Ontology annotation, biological process: endocytosis. The transcript has 5 exons. NCBI's taxonomy places the organism in Eukaryota, Evosea, Eumycetozoa, Acytosteliales, Cavenderiaceae. The coding region runs from base 1 to 657 and encodes 218 amino acids. The record is from RefSeq and is a predicted model, not a curated record. Gene Ontology annotation, cellular component: membrane; clathrin vesicle coat.